Fonsecaea erecta is the source of this 1665-nucleotide messenger RNA. RefSeq lists its product as hypothetical. The record is from RefSeq and is a predicted model, not a curated record. NCBI's taxonomy places the organism in Eukaryota, Fungi, Ascomycota, Eurotiomycetes, Chaetothyriales, Herpotrichiellaceae. Bases 1 to 1665 code for a protein of 554 amino acids. Gene Ontology annotation, cellular component: nucleolus. Gene Ontology annotation, molecular function: GTP binding. The transcript has 3 exons.
AUGGUGAAGCCAUUCUCUAAAUCCAAGCGCACGCCUGUGCGGCUGCGGCAUAAGAUCGAAAAAGCCAGUGCGGCGAAACAGAGGAAACUACGAAAAGAAGCAAAGAAGAAUCCUCAAUGGAAAUCACGUUUAAAGAAAGACCCCGGCAUUCCCAACCUGUUCCCAUUCAAAGAAAAGCUCCUCGAGGAACUUGAAGAGAAGAAACGCUUAAAAGCCGAGCAAGGGCAGAGGUUACGUGAGGCCGCCAAAGAAAAGAAGAAUGGCGGAAAAGAUGCGCAGGCCGAGGCCGAGGAUGACCUGAUGGAGGACGAGGACGAGGACGAGCUGCUAGAUGACGACAUGGAUGAGGACGACGAGGAGGAUGCCGACCACAACGGUGCAAAUCCUCUUGCAGCUCUUGUGGCGUCCGCACAAGCGAGAGCUGCCGAGUACGACGGCGGGGCGUUAGCAGGAGACAUCGAAACUGCAGAUGGCGACGUCGUCGCGGAGGGAGUUCAACUUUCGGAGACGAUAGCCUCGGACCACCGAAACCCGGACUCAUCACGGAAAGCGUUCGACAAGAUUUUCAAACAAGUUCUCGACGCUGCAGACGUUAUCCUGUACGUCCUGGAUGCCAGAGAUCCUGAGAGUACCAGGUCCAGAGAGGUCGAACGGCAGGUCAUGGCUGCGGAGGGUGGCUCGAAAAGACUGAUUCUUGUGUUGAACAAGAUUGACCUGAUCCCCCCGUCUGUUUUGAAAGGCUGGUUAACCCAUCUACGACGAUAUUUCCCCACGUUACCACUCCGGGCAUCGGCUCCGGCGUCCAACGCUCAGACCUUCGACCACAAGCAACUGACCCUGAAAGCGACCUCGGAGACACUCCUGCGUUCGUUGAAGUCCUAUGCCGCGUCGAAACAGCUCAAAAGAUCCAUCUCCGUGGGAGUCAUCGGAUACCCCAAUGUGGGCAAAUCCUCCGUCAUAAACGCCUUAACCUCCCGUCUGAAUAAGGGGACGCAAAGCUUUGCGUGCCCCGUCGGCUCUGAGGCGGGUGUCACAACCAGCCUGAGAGAAGUCAAGAUCGACAGCAAAUUGAAAAUCCUGGACUCGCCCGGAAUCGUGUUCCCCUCGACGGUGGACGGUGAAGGCAGAGAAGACAAGCAGCGAAGAAAAGCAGAGCAUGAGGCGCGACUGAUCCUUCUGAAUGCGCUACCGCCGAGUCAGAUAUCGGACCCCAUUCCGGCAGUGAAGCUCUUGCUUGAGAGACUCUCCGCUUCGGAAACGCUGUACGAGAAACUCUUGAAGUACUAUGGCAUCGUGGCACUCGGGCCGUUCGCGCGGGGAGACGAAACAACAGAUUUUCUGGUUCAGGUCGCCAGGAAACGAGGCAGGUUAGGGAAAGGCGGUGUGCCCAAUCUGAGCUCUGCAGCGAUGACGGUGAUCAACGACUGGAGAGAUGGGAGGAUCCAAGGAUGGGUGGACCCGCCCGUGUUGAAAGUGGCCGACGACGAGGAGAUGGUCGAAGGCCAGGGCGUGGACAGCAGCAAGGAGCUGCCCACGGGCGUGGACCGAAAGCAGAUUGUCAAGGAAUGGGCGGCCGAGUUCAAAUUAGAGGGCCUUUGGGGGGAUGGGUCUGCAAAUGCGAAGGGGGCUGCUGGGGGCGACGAUGUUAUGCAGAUAGAGUCAUGA